Microthlaspi erraticum is the source of this 282-nucleotide messenger RNA. NCBI's taxonomy places the organism in Eukaryota, Viridiplantae, Streptophyta, Magnoliopsida, Brassicales, Brassicaceae. The record is from the annotation of a GenBank genome assembly.
AUGUACGGAGGAGGAGGAGGAGGAGGAGGAGGGUCCGACGAGUCGGAGAUCAACGAAGAAAGCAGCGAACGCUCACGAUUUAAUCACGAAAUUAUCCAACGGUUACGAUACGUACUGUGGAGUGUGGGGACAGAGGUGCACAGUUGUCCGGUGGGCAAAAACAGAGGAUCGCUGAAUGAAGCGACGAGUGCAUUGGACAGCCAGUCGGAGCGCGUGGUGCAAGACGCGCUAGAGCGAGUGAUGGUCGGGAGGACGAGCGUUGCGAUCACAGAGGGAAUGUAG